Molecule: messenger RNA, 1035 nt
Organism: Physella acuta
Lineage: Eukaryota; Metazoa; Mollusca; Gastropoda; Physidae
Product: melanin-concentrating hormone receptor 1-like
Biological process (GO): G protein-coupled receptor signaling pathway
Cellular component (GO): plasma membrane
Molecular function (GO): G protein-coupled receptor activity
Source: RefSeq, a predicted model, not a curated record
AUGACUAAUGGUUUUGUACAUAAUAAAGCCGGAACUUUAUCUCCUAAACUUUCUCGAAUAUUCCAAUUUAACAGUAAAGUAUGCACUCCCAGUACAAUCAGGCUUUUGGGAUUAAUAUGUCUCAACGUUGCUUUAGGCAUACCGUUGAGUGUCCUUGGAGUUGUGGUCAACAUUUUAAACCUGCUGGUCUUGUCACGACACAACCUGAAGGAAACCACCAGCAUAAUGUUGCUGUCUCUGUCUUCGCUGGAUCUUUUUUAUUCUUUCACGUCGAUUUUUGUACGCCUACCUAGUCUGAUUAAACAUAUUGAUCCUUAUUUCGCUUUAACGCUUGAAACUUUUAUAACGUUGGUUAUCGGAAUGCCCAACUCUGUGUGUUUUGUCAUCACAAUUUUCCACGUCACAGCUAUAGGAGUUGAAAGAGCCAUCGCCGUGUUAUUUCCCUUUCACGUAUCUCGUAUAUUCACACCUUACAGAGUCAAAUGGAUGUUGCUUGGUUUAUACCUGUUCGGGUCUGUUCCUGUUUGGCCUUACUACUACCGUUUUACUUACAGAUGGGUGUUUGUUCCAACUGUGAGUAAGACCGUUGCCGUUGUCAUACCAACAGAUUUUUAUUUCAACAAUAAGCAAGUUAUUGAUGACUAUGUGAAUUAUUUUGUAAACAACACGACGACCACAGUGCCAAUCAUCUUAAUCUUUAUCUGUUCAAGUCUGAUUAUUUUUCAACUUAAUCGCAUAAAGACUCACGAACUGUCAAACAAAACAUCCAAACAGAAAAAGGAGCUAAAAGUCGUAAAGAUGUUGUUGGUUAUUUGUCUCGUCAGCUUCAUGGUGUUGGUACCGGAGUACGUCCUCCACAGUUACCUGGCGUAUUACCUAGGCAAGCUGUCCUGGAAUUUUUACUGUUUGGUUUCGUUCCUGGUCCCUGUCAUGUACCAGGUCAACGCCUGCGUCAACUUCUUCAUCUACAUCACGAUGAGUUCUAAGUUUGCCGAGACUUACAAGUCUCUCGUACGACGUGGUCGAAAAUGUUGA